GAGAGUCUGGUUCCGGGACGGAGCGUGGGCGAAGGUAGUGUGGUCUGGCGGUGGGCCCGGGGCGAGUGAGUCAUGGGUAUCCCCUUUUUCAGCCCGCGCGCCCUCGGGCGGGGAGUCCGUCCCGCGUCUGUCUUCCGGCGGCCGGGAGAGGCAGCGGUUGGAGGCCGGGCUAAGGGCUUGACUUUAUCCGCCGAGACUGCGAAGAACUCCUGUCAAUGGAAUUGAAGUUUUGAGGAGAUAUGUGUGAACGGAUUAGAGGCUUUGAUGUUUGAGUGUACAAGACUAUACUUUUGGAAGGAAGCCGUUUAUUUGCAGCCCACACCUAAGGAGUGAGUAAUUAUCCUCCUUUUCCUCAAAGAAACCAUGAGUGGAAGAUCUCAAGUCCACAUUUUUUGGGGUGCUCCACUUGGUCCAUUGGAAAUGACAGUACCUCAAGAACCAACUUCUUUAAUGUCCACUGCUGACCCCUGGAAAGAAAUUCAGCUUUUGUACAAUCAACAUCCUUUACAUCUGAAGGAUGAAAAAUCCAGGCACAAAACCCUUGAAGACUAUCAAGCCUUAGAAGCUGUGGGCUCUCCAGAUCUUCCUCAUGGGCACUUUCCAGCAAAUUCUGUGAACAGCUCUGCUCAUGUGAAAGAUGACUUCAUACAUUGCAUUUCUGAAACACAAACUUUAAAAUCCCAGAAGAGUCACCCCUUGGUUUCAAGUGAUGGAACCAAGUCCAAUGAGCAAAUAUGUGGGUUUAAGGGCAGAGUUCAGCAUUUAGCUGAAGAAAAAAAGUAUCAAAAUCUCUUCAGUGAAAAUAAGAUCGCAGAUGAACAACAUCAAUAUCGGUCAAACAUAUGUGAUCACAACUUUCCAAAAAAUUCCUUUCAGUUAGAUCCUAAGUGUGCAGCUGUAUUGGAUGUGGUCUGUAGGCCUGAACAGAUGGACACAGGGCCAGGAACUAUCAAAACAAAGUGUGUACCAACAGAACAUCGUGAAAUACAAAACCAGUGCCUGGAGUUCUUUUCCUCUAAUUCAGUAGACAAGCCAAAGCCUGAAGAAGCAGUUGGGAAAGUCUCAGGCCUUAAAAUAUCAACCAAUACUGAAUUUCUCAGUAUAAUGACCUCCAGCCAGCUUGCUUUUUUAGCUCAAAGGAAGUAUAAAGGGCAGAAUUCUAUAAAUAAGACCGUAAACAUGGAGACCGAACCAGAGGCAAGUCAUGGGGAAAUAAGAAUAACCGAAGACAAUUUGAAUCAGCCUAAUGAUGAUACUGCAGAAGGAUAUGAAGAUGGACAAAAUCAAGCUCAUUUCCUUGAACUUGUUAGUCCUGUUCGUCCUGAAACAAGAAGUCGCCACAUUCACUUAAACUCUGAUAAAGGUCUUGAAGAAAAUAUAGGAUCUCCAGAACUUUUCAGUGUUGAAGAUAAGCUGCUACCGAAUGAGAUAUGUAUUGAGCCAUGUAGCUCAGGAAUACUGUGUUCCCAGCUAAAUACUUUCCACAAACGUUCUAGUAAAAGAAGCUGGACCUCUGAAAAGAAAUCAGGCCCUCCUAAAGCUCUGUCUGAAGCUCCUCAUGUGGCUAAGAAAAUUAAGUUGAUUUCUAAUGGGAGAGAUCAUAUUGUAGCAGUGGGCCAAAGGAAUGCAUCUGAAUUUAAGGGCAUUAAAAAAACAUCAUUGAUAAAAAACUGUGAUUCUGAAAGUCAGAAGUAUCAUUGCUUAGUCGUGGUGUUAUCCCCCUGUCACAUGAAAGAAAUAACUAUAAAAUCUGGAGCAAAUUCUGGCUCUAAAGUGCCUUUAGCAACAAUUGUGGUAAUUGACCAGUCAGAAAUUAAGAAGAAGGUUUUUCUGUGGAGGACUGCAGCAUUUUGGGCACUUACAGUGUUUCUUGGAGAUAUAAUUUUACUAACAGAUGUUACUAUUCAUGAAGAUCAUUGGGUUGGUGAGACAGUACUGCAGUCAACAUUUACCAGUCAGUUAUUAAAUCUUGGGAGUUAUUCAUCUGUCCGGCCUGAAGAAUAUUCCGGUGUAGUUAGUGAUGUUGUACUUCAAGAUUUACUGGCAUAUGUGUCUUCAAAACACUCCUAUCUCAGAGACCUUCCUCAAAGGCAGCCUCAGAAAAUGAGCAGUAUAGAAUUUGUAGAAUUGGAGCAGCUUCAGCCAGACAUAUUAGUCCACGCAGUUCUCAGAGUUGUUGAUAUCACUAUACUGACAGAGGCAUUAUACAGUUAUAGAGGACAGAAGCAAAGGAAAGUUAUGUUAACAGUGGAGCAGACCCAAGGUCAACAUUAUGUGCUUGUAUUAUGGGGUCCUGGAGCAGCCUGGUACCCUCAGCUUCAAAGGAAAAAAGAUUCUAUUUGGGAAUUUAAAUAUCUUUUUGUUCAGCGGAAUUGCAUCCUAGAAAACCUAGAAUUACAUACAACACCAUGGUCAUCUUGUGAGUGCCUGUUUGAUGAUGAUACAAGGGCAAUUAAAUUUAAAGCAAAAUUUCAAAAAAACACACCCUCCUUUGUGAAGAUUUCAGAUUUAGCAACACACCUAGAGGAUAAGCAUUCAGGAGUGAUUCUAAUCAAAGCCCAGAUUUUAGAGCUGGUGUUUCUUAUUUCAGCAACUCAGAAGAUAACUCUAAGCGCUCACAGUUCUCUGGAGAGUAUUUUUUCUGCUCUUCCCAAGGUUAUAUACACUGGCUGUGCAAAAUGUGGAUUAGAACUAGAAACAGAUGAAAACAAGAUCUACAAACAAUGUUUCAGCUGCUUGCCAUUUACUGUGAAGAAAAUAUAUUAUAGGCCAGCUCUAAUGACCAUAGUUGAUGGACUAUCUAAGGUUUGCAUCCACAUAGGAUCAAAGCUGAUAGAGAAGAUUCUUCUUAACAUUCCUCCUGACUGGCUCAACAGAGUAAUAGCCCCUCCCUCUGACGUCACCUAUGGCAUGGUCGCUGCAGACCUGCUCUACUCCUUGCUGGCAGUCAGCGGGGCUCUUCGUGUCCUGAAGGUGCAGAGCCUCUUUGUGUUGGAUGAAAACAGCUACCCGCUGCAACAGGACUUCUCCCUCCUGGAUUUUUAUCCCAACGAUGUGAAGCACAAGUCCCAUGCCCCUCUCUGAGGCCAGAUGAAGAAACUGCAGUCAUUUCAUGGAAAAGCACUGAAAUGGUGUCUUUCAAAGUGAAUUACCAGGGCUUUUUCUCAGGGUUUUUAAAUAAGAAUAUUUUAUAAAGAGAAUUGUGCUACAUAUAUUUAUUAAAACUUUC
Molecule: messenger RNA, 3229 nt
Organism: Phacochoerus africanus (Common warthog)
Lineage: Eukaryota; Metazoa; Chordata; Mammalia; Artiodactyla; Suidae
Gene: SHLD2
Product: shieldin complex subunit 2
Exons: 11
Coding region: 364-3084 (906 amino acids)
Biological process (GO): regulation of double-strand break repair via homologous recombination
Cellular component (GO): nucleus; site of double-strand break
Source: RefSeq, a predicted model, not a curated record